UCGGAUUCACCUCGAAAUCAGCGAUGAGGAAACGAAUCCCUCCCAUCUAUAAAGAAAACUCCACCACCACCUAAAUCCAUUAGACUAAGGAGUACGAUGGCAACCUCCACCCUCACCGAGAACAGGUUAGAAGGCAAAGUAGCCAUAAUCACCGGCGGAGCGAGUGGAAUCGGCGAAGCAACAGCACGACUCUUCGCAGAACAUGGGGCCCUAGUUGUGAUCGCGGACGUCCAAGAUGAACUCGGCCACAAACUCACAACAUCUAUCGGCCUCAACCAUGCCACGUACAUGCACUGCGACGUCACUGAUGAAGAACAGGUAAAAGCAACCGUCGAUCAUACCCUGGCCACGUACGGACGUCUGGACAUCAUGUUCAGCAACGCUGGCAUCGGUGGCUCACGUGAUUGCCGAAGCAUACUCGAUAUGAACAUGCCUUACUUCGACAAGAUCUACGCCGUCAACGUGCGAGGCAUGGCAGCAGCAAUCAAGCAUGCGGCCCGCGUAAUGGUGGACCAGAACACGGGCGGAAGUAUAAUAUGCACCGCGAGCGUGACUUCGAUUCUAGGGGGGGUGGCAGUGCAUGAUUACACAAUAUCGAAGCAUGCGGUCGUGGGGUUGGUGCGAUCGACGGCUGCUGAGCUCGGGAAGUAUGGGAUUCGGGUUAAUUGCAUUUCGCCAUUUGGGGUGGCGACGCCUAUGUUGUGCAGUGCGUUUAGUAAGCUUGUUGCCGAAGGUAGUGGUUGUAUUACUACGGAUGUGGAACGGAUUUGCGACUCUGUGUCUAAUCUACAUGGAGUGACACUGAAAGCGAGAGAUAUAGCUGAUGCGGCGUUGUUCCUUGGAUCGGAUGCGUCGGCUUUCAUUAGCGGGCAUAAUCUUGUUAUCGACGGUGGAUUUACUGUUGUUAAUCAUGCACUAAGGAUCUACAAAUAACUAUGUUCUUAGUGUAAUUGUCUUUUUUUAUUACGAAACAUCAUCCUUUUUUGGAAUAAUUAGAUAGAACCACCAAA
Molecule: messenger RNA, 1010 nt
Organism: Magnolia sinica
Lineage: Eukaryota; Viridiplantae; Streptophyta; Magnoliopsida; Magnoliales; Magnoliaceae
Product: short-chain dehydrogenase reductase 3b-like
Exons: 2
Coding region: 97-933 (278 amino acids)
Molecular function (GO): oxidoreductase activity
Source: RefSeq, a predicted model, not a curated record